GGUCAGCUGCUUUGUGAGGGCGGCCGCGAGCGGCGCCCCGCUAGGGUACAAAAUAUGGAAAGUCCAGAAAGAAAAAAACAGAAGGUUUUAAAGGCCAAAAAAACAAUGCCUGCAAGUUGCCGGAAGCAGUUGGAGAUCCUGAACAUGUCAAAGAAUGUUGAAGCUUCAAAAUCAACAGUUGGAACAAAUAUUCCAAAUGGCCAUAAUCAAAAGAAGAUGUUUUCAGAAAACAAAGAAAAUGUUAAACUCAUGAAAACUUCAGAGCAAAUUAAUGAAAAUGGUUGUGUAGCUCUGGAAAGGCAUACAGCACUACUAGAACAGGUUAAACAUUGGAUUCGACAGGAAAUCUACAUGAUAAAUUGUAACCUAUUUGAUAAAAAACUGAAUGAACUUAAUGAACGCAUUGGGAAGACCCAGUGCAAGAAUAAGCAUGAAGCAAUAGCUGGUGAGCUCUUUGUGAAAAUCAGAAGACUUCAAAGACGUAUUAAAAAAGUAUUAUCAUCUCAAGAAAAUUGUUUGGAACCAAACACAUUACCCAAUAAUACAGUCUGUAAGAUUACAGAUUCAGAGACCAUGAACUGGAGCUUGACCCAUGGGUCAGCUAAAAGCCUAACUAAAAGAACACCUUAUAUGAACCCUGAUCCUUGUAACUCUUCAGAAAAAGCAACUAGAAGGGUUAAUUUGUCUUCAGCUUGUGUCCAGUUUGUUUCUGAAAGUAACGCUGAUGAUGUUAUGUUAAUUUCUGUGGAAAAACCCAAUUUGACAACUCCAAUUACAUCAGUUUCAACAGAAUUUGGAAAAAACAGAUCAAAGAAAUUCAGCAACUCAUCUAAUACCAUAAUUGAAGUUGGGGCUAAAGAGAAGAAACCUGAUUUUGUUAUUGACUUGACAAGAGAUGGCCUGUCCAGCAACAGCAUAGAAAGCCCAGCAUUCACCCUGAAGUCAUCUUCGAAAGCUGUUUUAAGAUCAAACGAAAUAAUCCCAGUGGCAGAAAAUGGAGAUGAGGGUUUUGAUUCAUUUGAACACCUGCCACCUCUUCCAGAGCCGUCACCACCACUCUCUGAGAUGGCAGACAAAAUCCAAGACACUCUUCCUCCCCAAAAGCCUGAGCUGAGAGUGAAGCGGGUGUUGAGGCCCCCAGGCAUUGCCCUGGCAUGGAACAUCUCCAAGGUCAACCCCAAGUGCGCUCCUGUGGAGAGCUACCACCUCUUCCUGUGCUACGAGAACUCCAAUCAUUUGACUUGGAGGAAAAUUGCAGAAAUUCAAGCUUUACCGCUCCCGAUGGCCUGCACUGUAUCUCAGUUUUUAGCUUCCAGCAGAUACUAUUUUACUCUUCAAUCAAAAGACAUUUUUGGGCGAUAUGGACCAUUUUGUAAUAUAAAGUCUAUUCCUGGGUUUUCUGAAAACCUUACCUAAAAGUCCUCAGUAAUUAUAUGUUUACAUGUCAUCUUUUCAUAUGAAUGCUUUGUUUACAGUGUUUCUCUUAACACUGCACAUUGUAACAUUGUACAGUUCCACUUGUGAACCCUUUGUAUGGGAACAGUCUUACAUGUAGUGUAUCUUGGAAUUUGGUGUAUUUCUAAUUUGCAUUCUGUAUGUGCUUUGUAAUCUGUGCUUUCUCACACAUACCCUAUCAUGGACCCAUGUUGCCACUGUAUGUUACUCUGGGGACUAUGGAGUUGCUGCUGUGUCAGAAGCUCUCAUGUACAAGCAGCCACUUUCCCCAUUCUUGACAAUUAACUGUAAUCCUGGGGUGUAUCCCUGUCAUGAUCUAGUACAUAGGAAUUCCUUCCUGUUGUUUUCAGUUUUAAACAGACUAUUGAUGUGUGCCCUUUGUCUUUGUUUGGCUAGCAAUCAUUUGAGAUUUGGUGGUUUUGCCUAAGCACUACAAUUUGUUAGAUCAGGCAUUCUGGGAUAUGCCUCUAAUCCCAGCACUUGGGAAUCAAAGGUAGGUAGAUCUCUUAGUUAAAGCCAGCUUGGUCCUACAUAGAAAGUUUCAGUCCCACCAGAGCUAUGUAUCAGGCUGAUUUUUGUUUUUUUUUUUUAAAUUGUACAUGAAAAUACAUGGUACGUAUAAAAGAAAUUCAGCUUGCUGUUUCAACCAUGGAGUUAAUCCCUUAGGUUGGCGGCUUUAAUUUGCUGAUUCCUAAUUUCUCUAAACGCCUUCCUUUGCCAAGGCUCUAGUAGAAGGGUCUUGUUCGUAUCUCUCGCCAAAGAAGCACUGAAGUGGGGUAUAAAUAGCCCAAGAAAUGGUGUGUAAAGAGAGAUUUGAGAUUCCUGAGUUACAACACAAGAGAGACAAACUAGAUAGUAAAUGGGAUGUCAUAGAAAAAAAAAGCUUGCAGCAUGGUUUAAGAGUGUGACACUCUUUUCUGCUCCACAGUGGAAGUUCGAGGUAUGAACAGGAAACAAUUCCCUGGGGUUUGGAGUGCCUCUACAUCUUCAUAAAUAAAGUUGUUAUUCUGUCA
This is a messenger RNA of Myodes glareolus (Bank vole), 2468 nucleotides long. RefSeq names its product activating transcription factor 7 interacting protein 2 (gene Atf7ip2). The record is from RefSeq and is a predicted model, not a curated record. Gene Ontology annotation, cellular component: nucleus; transcription regulator complex. Lineage: Eukaryota; Metazoa; Chordata; Mammalia; Rodentia; Cricetidae. Gene Ontology annotation, molecular function: protein binding; transcription coregulator activity. Gene Ontology annotation, biological process: regulation of DNA-templated transcription.